Molecule: messenger RNA, 750 nt
Organism: Bicyclus anynana (squinting bush brown)
Lineage: Eukaryota; Metazoa; Arthropoda; Insecta; Lepidoptera; Nymphalidae
Gene: CPR130
Product: cuticle protein 21-like
Exons: 4
Coding region: 103-624 (173 amino acids)
Cellular component (GO): extracellular matrix
Source: RefSeq, a predicted model, not a curated record
ACUUUCUUAAAUAACGCUGCGGUAUAAAACCACAAUGCUCUCGGCGCAACCAUCAGUAUCGCGUUACAGUGCAGUUCAUAACUGUUUCAACCAACUUGCAAAAUGGCUUUCGUACUUAAGACUUUCGCAGUGUUGGCCCUGACAUCGCCCGCUAUCUCUGUGUACGCUCCGGGCGGCUAUUCGUACAACCGUUUCAGCGGACCAGUCAGCGGGAAGAUCAUAGAAGUCCAGGUCCCCGCGGCAGAGGGUGCUCAACAACAUGCUGACUACGGAUACAACCACCACCAGCGACUGAUUGACCCGCAAGCAGCUAAAUACGACCGUCUGAAGACUGUUGAUUACAAAGCUAAACCAGAUUACCAAUUCGCGUAUGGAGUUCAGGACCCUCACAGCGGCAACCAACAGGACCACAAGGAGUCUCGCGAGGGAGACGUUGUCCGCGGGGAAUAUUCGCUGGUCGAACCUGACGGCUCCAUCCGACUUGUGAAAUAUACUGCCGACCCUAAAAAUGGCUUCCAGGCCACCGUUCACAAGAAGCCAGGUGGUAAACCAAACGCACCGGCACCAGCGCCAGCGCGAUACACCCAAGUUGACCACCAACAAGAGGACUCUGGUGAAUACUAGUCCUAGUCUACCUACUGUGAACAAAAGACUCAAAGUUGUAGAUAAAUAAGUGUUGUUAAAUGUGUUAAAUAUUUAUUACGUUUAAUGUUAAUGUGUGCUAAAUAAAUAAAAACGUGUUCGAAGUAA